Molecule: messenger RNA, 2041 nt
Organism: Mytilus trossulus (common blue mussel)
Lineage: Eukaryota; Metazoa; Mollusca; Bivalvia; Mytilida; Mytilidae
Product: dynein light chain Tctex-type 5-B-like
Exons: 2
Coding region: 47-739 (230 amino acids)
Biological process (GO): microtubule-based movement
Cellular component (GO): cytoplasmic dynein complex; cytoplasm
Molecular function (GO): dynein intermediate chain binding
Source: RefSeq, a predicted model, not a curated record
UGUAUUACGAACAGGUUAUCACGCAUCGGAUUAUUUCACAGAAAUAAUGCAUCUACUGGGACCAUUACACUUCUUUAUUUUUCCUUUCAGGCAGCAGAUAAUAUCCUCACCAGAGACAAUGUCGACAUCUGUUGCCAUAAAGGUUAAUGCUGCAAGCCCCUCAGAGAAAAAAACUGACGGGGAAGUAUUUGGAACAUGGAAGAGACGUCCGUCAAUUAUAUCAGAUUCCAAUACAGACGAAGAAAAACCAAAUCCCGCAUCUUUGCUCAAAAGAAGAUCAACAUUUAAGGGUAUAGCAACUGGUUUGUUAAGCAUGCGUAGAAUGACCAAAGGACGAAUUAGCAUUUCAACAGCACCAGAAGAAGUUAAGCCUAAAAUACGAUUGGAAAACACUUACAAGACAGACCCCGAUGAAGGAAAGGAGUUCAGAGCCAUGAAAGUCGAAGAUGUUGUGAGCAGUAUUUUGGAAAAAGAACUUUGUAAUGAAAAUUAUGAAAAAGAUCGGUGUAAAAAUCUAGCAUGUGACCUUUCUGUAAUGAUUAAGAACAGAGUGAAAAAGAUGGGGUUUCCACGAUACAGAAUAAUCUGUAAUGUAAUCAUUGGACAGAGUCUAGAGCAAGGCGUCGAAAUGGCAAGCCAGUGUAUUUGGUCGCCUUCUACUGAUAACUUUUCUUGCUCCUCAUACCGAAAUGGAUCAUUGUUCGCUGUUGCUACAGUGCACGCUGUUUAUUAUGAGUAAUCAAAACAUUUCAUUGACACGUGAUUACAUAACAUCCUCCAGCUAGCACACAAAAGGUCCUGUUUCGUUUACAGCCAAUUACAUUGAGUGUGUAGAUAAAUGUAAUAUCUUUUGUAACCUCGCUUGCUAGCUGAACCGUGAAUCAUUAUUAGAUUAGUCAAACUAAUCUCCUCUAAGAGUAGACUAGUCCGACAGCUUACCAAUCUAUCCGUCUGUAAGACCACUUCGAAAGGAGGAUAGUACACCUUACCUAAUAAUGACUUCUCGGUUCAGCUAGCAAACAAGCUUAUCAAAGAUAUUAGAUAUACAUACACACUCAAUGCGUCGGCUGUAAAUCUAUGAAAAUCAUUUAUCAGAUUAAUUGAUCAUCACAUUACGAUAGUGUUGGUAUAAAUUAGAAUACAUUCAUCAUAGAUUUUAAAAUUUGUAAGCAAAAGGACAAUUUAAAACGUUUUGUGUGAAUAAGGAUCAUCCUGAUAUCUGAGAUGCUUUUUCGUCGGAAGGUAUUGUUCAGAAUUUGUUUGAAAACUCUGAGUACCAUUGAAUACCCCUCCUGUUACAGUGAUUUAAUUACACCAUGCAGUCAGAGGUUAAAAUUUAAAGCUUUAUUGUUCAGAAUUUGUUUUAAAACUCUUGAGUACUGUUGAAUGCCCCUCCUGUUACAGUGAUUCAUUACAAUUUGCAGUCAGAGGUUAAGAUUUAAAGAAUUUUACACCUCGAAACUAUCUAUAUAUAUUUUAAAUUUAAGCACUUUCAAAACGACAUCCUUUAAGAUUUUCGUGCCUGGCUUGAUUGAUUGUAAAAAAACCUAUUAUAGUUUAAGACGGAAAUAUAUGAGUGCAGUUUCAUAUUAUAGUUUUCGUAGAACUUUUAAAUCAGUCGGCAGUUUUACUCGAUAAUUAUAUAAAUGACUACAGAUAUAGUGAUCAUUAUGGAUCAAAUUUCAUAUUUGUAUUUAAAAUGAUAUUUCUCAGUAUUUACACGGCAUAUUUACUCGUAACAUAUUUUAUAAUUACGAUAAAAAAAAUAUUAUGAAACAUUGAUAAAUGAUUUUUUGUCAGAUCUGUAAAACAUUUUUAAUAAAAUAUGUGUUUAUAUAAGAUAUAUAGCAUACUUUUUGAGGUGUGAAACACUUUCGACAAAUAACACUACGGUAAAAAAAAUAAACGAAAGUUUAAAACAUGGUCCCAGAAAUACAUGUGGGGUAUAUCUAUCAUUAUUAUUACAUUUGUAAAUAAUAUCUUGUAGUAAAUGUUUUAGAACCAAUUGACCGUUAUUAAUAUUUAAUAAAAUUGAAAAAUA